Messenger RNA from Falco peregrinus (peregrine falcon), 4062 nucleotides. RefSeq names its product protein eva-1 homolog C-like. The coding region runs from base 2049 to 3299 and encodes 416 amino acids. The transcript has 8 exons. Gene Ontology annotation, molecular function: carbohydrate binding. NCBI's taxonomy places the organism in Eukaryota, Metazoa, Chordata, Aves, Falconiformes, Falconidae. The record is from RefSeq and is a predicted model, not a curated record.
GAGCCGGGGGGUUUUGCAGGGGAAGCAUCUGGCCUGCCACUCCUUGUGCUGCUCGGGUCUGGUCUUCUGGCCCCUUCGCUACCCUCCCACACUUACACCCAGGCGCUGGUGCCCCAGGGCUCACCACUUCUUGUGUCACCCUUUGGGGUGAACCGAGCUGACCUUCGCACUGCCUUCCCACCUCCUACUGCUGCAUCAGGAUGGGCAGCUGGCAGCAGGGAGGAUACAGCUCCUCUCCCUGCCCACCACCCCCAGGGGUCCCCCCAGGUGGGCUCCCCUGAACACCCCUCGCUGCAGGAGCCAGGGCUGAGCAGGGCGAGGGUUCAGGGAAGCCAAGCGAGGCAGCCUGGCCACCUGCCACUGGCUCUUUGCAGCCAGCCAUGCACUGCCAGGGUGCAGACCUUGGGCAUGAAGGAUUGUGAAAUGGCCAAGCAAGGAAAGCAAAGAGGCUGGAGCGUGUUGGAGUACAGCAGGGGAACCCCAGAGUGCUGCUGGCAGCAGCCCAGCUGGGGUCAUGCAUGGCACCAUGAUGGGAAGGGAUGUCUGCAGGGCUGAUCCCUGGCAGGGCCCCAUUCCUGGAAUUUGGGUCGUUUCACAGGAAGGACGACCAGCUUGCUUUUCUCCCCAGGAUGGGAGGGAAACAGUCGCUGUCAGAUCAUCCUGGCUGCUGUCCAAGCAGAGAUGGCUUCCCAGCACCUAACAGUCUUAACUUUUCUCUUGGGCAAGUCCCGUCUUGCACCUUGGGACCCUGUAGCUGGUACAGAGCUUUUCACAAAAUGGGGAUCCUGAUUGUUUGACUCAGUACGCGUGCACACACACACCCCCACCCUACCCAGCUAUCCCCCCACACACACCCCCACACCAGCUCAGGUAGGCCCAGACUUUCCUGAAAAUAAUCAAACCCUGAUAAGAAAGCAUCCACCCUAAGGCUGGGAAAUGAUUUUGCAAGCUCCCAGAGGAGUCUCCCCAAGGGAGAUGUUUUUCCUGCGUCCUGCUGCACAGCCUGGAGUGGUGCUUACACUGGUGACUGCACAGGAGGGGCUGGAGAGCAUUUUUAUUUCUGCCCCAUCAAAGCUUUUGGAGAACUUAAAACUCCACCUGGUGGGACAGGAAACUCUGCCUGAUGUUCUCCUAAGCAAGAGGGAUGAAUUAAUAGCAUUGCAAGUGCCAAGCAGGGCCACAGCAGCACCCUCAGCUUGGUGCCCAUCUUGCUCCCUCCCCCCAGCUCCCACUGCAGACCCCUGGGUGAUGUGUGCUGCCAGGGUGAUGCAGGAGCCUGCAGGGAGCCGGGCCGGCUCCUAGCACUGCCAGAUUGAGCAGCUCCUGCCCAUUGCAUUUCCCUCCCAGCUGCCAGCUGAAAUAGUGGGCAGGGUUUUAACUCCUGCGGGGUGGGGGGGACAAGAAUGGCACAGUGCUCUCCUUGCCAGAUGUCAGAGUCCCCAGUAUCUGGUCUUGUGGAGGCUGCAGGGGAAGAAUAGCAGCAGCAAUGAGGUCCCUGCCUGCAGUGUUCCAUGUGGGGAGGGCGUUUGCCUUUUCUGCAGGAACAGGCACCUUGGGAGGCCACACAGGCAGCCCUUCCCUUCCUCUUCAAAUGGUGAAUGGCCGGACAUUUGCUGAGAUGGAGAUUAUGGUACAUGUGUAUCUGGAUGUCUGCCUCACCACGUCUGUGAGAAAGCAGGGAGCACACUGGAAAGCUUGCCAAGACCCUUUGCUCGGGAGGAACAGCUGCCGGUUUCUCCACCGGCAACAGUGAUGCCAAGGCAUGGCACCCACUCACCCACCACAGAGCGCCUUUGGAAACACGCCCCUCCCUCCCCGUGGGAGGUGUCCCUGUGCUGAGAGUGUCCCAGCUGUCCAGAGCAGCCCCUAGCCCUGGGCAGCAGACAAAGAGCGGGUACACAGGCGCCUGCCCAGCCCCGGUGCUUUGGCAGAGCAGAGAAGUGAGCCAUUGUCCCCGCACGCUGCCAGCCCCAGCGCCAGCCACUGCCGAGGACUGGGCCAGCAGAGGCUGCCUGGUAGGACACAGCAGAGCCAGCAGCAGAUGCACCAUGGUCACUCUGGUAGGGCCAGCAGCAGCUCUGGUCCUCCUCUGCCUAGCUGUGGGACUGGAGGCCAGCCCGGAGCUCUCUGGGUACCUGCGCAAGGUGCUGAGGAACCAUACUGCCCACACCUGUGACGGGGAGCAGCUCCUCAUCGUCUGCCCUCACAAGACCACCAUCAGCAUCCUUGGUGCUUUCUAUGGGCGUCGUGUGCCCAGCCCCAACCUCUGCCCCAGUCCUGGCAAUGCCUCCCAGGAGAGCACGGAGUGCACGUCCACCACGGCCCACCUGAAGCUGCUGGCUGAGUGCCAGGACCAGCAGUGGUGCCAGUUCUUGGUGCACAGCCAAGUCUUUGGCCCGGACCCGUGCCCUGGGACACACAAGUACCUCAUCGCUUCCUACAAGUGCCGGCCAGGGAACCAUCGGGUCAAGACUGUGUGCGAGAAUGACAAGCUGAGGCUGCAGUGCCGACCAAAAUCCAUCCUGGCGAUUUAUUCUGCAAAUUAUGGACGAUUCCUCAGGGGCAAACCAGAGUGUGAUUCCCUGAACACUGGGGGACCCCAUAUAGAGUGCUUGGCUCCAGACGCCCUGAGGAGGGUCUCCAAGAAGUGCCACCGCAAGGGGAACUGCACUGUGGCUGCUGACCAGGCUACCUUUGGGGAUCCGUGCCUCCCUGGCAUGAAGAAACAGCUGCGAGUCUCCUACACAUGUGUGCCCAAGCAGCUGCUGGAGGAGGUGGGCCCUGACACCUCAGACCCCUUCCUGCUUUCGGACUACAUGCAUGGUGGCUGGUACAAAGGGCCCAGGUUCUCCAGGCUCCGGGAAGACCGGAUGAUUUUUACUAGCUCUCUGGCAGCUUUUGCCCACCUUUGGGGCAUCCCAGAGAAAGUUGGCCUCUACUUUCUUUGCGGGGUCUCAGGAGGCCUCAUGGUCCUGCUGUGCAUCAUCAGCCCCAAAACAACCUUCCUCCAGGAGGUGGGGGAGGCUCUCAAAGACCCAGAGCUGGAGAGCAGCUUGGAGCUGAGCAGAACCAAGCUGCGGGAUGAGCAGGACGAAGACCUUCCUGAUGACAGCUCCUCAGACUCCUCCUUUCGCCACCUCACCCGCACCUACCGGGCCACUGACAGCAUCUUCAGCCCAGAGCUGACAGCGGCCAUGGAGGGAGCAGUGGAGCACCAGGGCUGUGCCGGGGAGGAGAUCUGGAUGCCCAAGGAGUCAAGCCCAUAUGCCAUCCACAAGAUCAAAUCAGCCACCAAAUAAGAACUGGAAGAAAAUGGCUGGAGAGCAGCAGGACGUGGAGGCUAAGUAGCAUCCAACAGCAGAGACACAAGAGUUUGGGCUCCUCGGGGUGAGCGAGCAUCCUGAGUGGCAGCAGGGCCACAACAACCCCAGUGUGGCCAUCAACCCACCAGCUGGCUCCACCAGCUUGGAAACCUCUAACCCUAGGGUAAGGCACAGCCCCUGGGUGUGUUGAGGGGAUAUGGGAUGGUUUGUGGAGCCACUGGCUCCUUUGCCAUAGUCACGCCGCUAACCCUGAGCUAACCUCCCCAUUCUCAGCUGGCAUCGACUGGCUCUAGUACUUAACUCUGCUCGGCCCCACUGAGCCCGCCCUGAGCCUUUCCAGGCUGCUUGCUCCUGUUUCUUCUCAGGCUUCCACCCUGGUGCUGCAAACACCCCCCAGUACACUGCAGUGUGCCAGCAGUGGAGAUGCAGAAAUGGCCAGGAUGUGGGGAGGCUGCAGGCGGAGCGGGUGGGAAAGUGCUGUGAGCAUCACCCAGCACAGCCCUACCACACCACAUGCCUUGCAGCCCUGGUACCCCCACGGGAGCUGCACCCCAGGGCUGGGGCAGCCAGCAUCUUGGCACAGCGCUGGCUCUCACCUCCCUGCGGGCAUUCAGGAGCUCUGUCACUCUGAGUUGCUCUGUGCUUUCCUUCAUGCUUCCCUCACUGACCCAAGAGCCCUGGGGUUAACUUGCUGGGGCUUUUCCAGUAAAUAAAUGCAACAGCUCAUAUACACAAUGUC